Onychostoma macrolepis is the source of this 9120-nucleotide messenger RNA. It is a transcript of the gene ncoa1, whose product is annotated as nuclear receptor coactivator 1. NCBI's taxonomy places the organism in Eukaryota, Metazoa, Chordata, Actinopteri, Cypriniformes, Cyprinidae. Gene Ontology annotation, cellular component: nucleus. Gene Ontology annotation, molecular function: protein dimerization activity; nuclear receptor binding. Bases 2883 to 6950 code for a protein of 1355 amino acids. The transcript is spliced from 20 exons. Gene Ontology annotation, biological process: cellular response to hormone stimulus; positive regulation of transcription by RNA polymerase II. The record is from RefSeq and is a predicted model, not a curated record.
AUUUGCAAGACUGCAGCCUGAGGUCAGAGGAGGUGAAAUAAUACUAUGGAGACUAUUGGAAAAUCAAGUGCAUACUCAAGGGUGCAAUUACACUGAAUAGAAAAGAAAAGCUAUGGUGUAGCACAGUGGUGUUCAAACAGAUUCUGAGUUUACUUCGGUUUUUAAACCUAUAAAACAGAAGCAUGCAGUUUUGUGUGUGCAGCUUUGUUUGUGUCAUUGGUCCGUGUGCACAAGCAGAAUGUGUGCAUGAAUGAAGACACUGAACAGAGGUAGAUUUCAAUAGAAGUGUUCUUUUAUGAUCACCAUCAAAGUAAACACGGUUUUAAAAUAACGAACAUUGAUUCUUUAUUUCUCAAACUGAAUAAGAAUCCACUGACCUCAUUUUAAGCCAGACUUGUUUGCAUGCUGUUGAAGCUGACACUGUAAUUUAGAGCUGUUCAGAUCCUGUCUCUCUAUAGUUAUGUCACUUAGUGCAUAUUGCUGAGACUAUAGCUUCUGUGUUAAAAAGCCCUGCUGCAUUGGACUAUUUCUUUCUUAACCCUGUAAAGCUAGACAUAUGAAAAGAAUGUUUUACACACUCAGAAAUAGAGCAUUUUAUUGAACUCUAGCCGAAAUAUAAAAAGACGAAUUGUAAAAAUGUUUACGCAUGUGUUUUUGAGUAUCGUAUUUGAUACAUCAGGCUUUUAUGAUCCAAUUGGUAUGAUGAUAUAGGAGAAUAUGAAGCUCAGGAAAAAAAAAAAAAUCACACUUUUCUUUUUUUUUCAGAGGACCAAACUGAGUGAAAAUAUGCAAUUUGGUGAUUUGCUGAUAUUUAUUUGGUCAAGACGUAAGAUACAAUUCUUAUAGUUUAUAAUGUAAAUUAAUGAGAUUUGUAUCAGAAAUAUCACUGUAGGCCUAUAUCUCAUGUAUAACUCAUGAGGGCAAAACAUAUAAUACAAUGCAAUGAUGAUUUAAAGAUGUACACAAACAUUCUUCAAAAGCCAGAUGUAUCAUAUUUGAUAUAUUUAACAUGAUUUUUCUAAAAAAAAAAACAAAUAAAAAAAGGAUAAUCAAGCAAACCUAAGUUGCUACAGUCCAAUAAAUGUUCAAAUAUUACUAACAAUAUUAGUUAUUCUUACCUUUACUUAAUAUAAAUCAGUGAAGAUGCCACAGCAAAAAGACACAUGUACCCCAACCUUAAAGGGGGCAUACCACACAUAGUUUCAACCAAUCUCAUGUUAAUCUUGAGUACCUAUAGAGUAGUAUUGCAUCCUUCAUAUCUUCAAAAAGUCUUUAGUUAUAUCAUAUUUAUAAAAGAAAGAUACAGCUUUAUGAUUCUCUCCGAAAAAAGCCGAGCUCCUGGAGGUGCGCUGUGGGCGGAGCUAAAGAGUGACGAUCACUUGAGCGCCAAUUGCCAACAAGACAGAGACAUUUGAUGCCGUUUCACUUACCUUCUGCAGUUCUGAAUCAUGGCCGGGAUUUUAUAGCUGGGACCGCUCCAUCUUUCAGUAUCAAACGAUGUGCGAAUCCAGCGUCGAACUGGGCCUUAUUUAUAAAACGUUCGUCAACAAACACACUUGAGAAACUCCGUUGCUGCCCCAGAAAAACCAACUGCAUCCACUGUUGGGAUCUUCGGGAAGCUGAACAAGGUUAUCUUUCCCUCACAACUAAAAAUACACUUCUUUAGAGACAUUCUUUCCGAGCGAGUCCUGUGCAGUGCAGCCGAAUGAAGCGUGCUCUUUCUCUCGCUGUGGUCGAUGCGUGCACGGGCGCGUUCUUCCAGGAGAAAUGCCCAUAUAAGGAUCCACCCUCGUUUACGUCAUCAAGAGCCACGAUCGAAAAAAAAAACUCUCCGAAACUUGUACGAACCUGGAUGUAAGAUUUUUGUCACAGAAAUACUCUGUCAUACCUCCAAAUUGUUUUUUGAAACUUUGUCCAUGCUUAGCAUGAGAAUCCAACUCUUUAACAGUGUAAACAGCGUUGUACCCCCUCUUUAAGGUGGAUUUAUUCAGAAAUAGACAAAAAAAAAUGUACUUGCUAAAAGAAAUUAUAUAUAUCUAUAUAUAUAAUCUCUCUCUCGAGUAUUACCCGUCAGUGAUUUAGUCAAGUCCAGUCAGGUGAACCUGAAAACAGCCUAAUUAAGGGCUUUUUCAUUCAGACAAACUCUUAACUAAUCCAUUUUGAAAAUGUUGUUUUGCACAUGCCUUGGAUAAUUUUAUACAAUUUAAAAAAAUAAUUUGGUAAAAUUUCUGCUCAGGGAAGCUCACGAUUCUUUGAAAAAUAUUGAAUUUAAUUGGCGCAUCAUCAAAGAAUGAGUCACGACUGUUGCUUCAGCCUCACACUGUGUUCAGAUUUUCAGGGAGAGCUGUAUACAUUUUCUCUCUCUGUAUUGCUAUGGGGAGGUAGACAGCAACAGUGACUCCACGACUUCUCAUGGAGCAAACCACUGACGGACAGAAGGGGACGGGUGUAUGCAGUCAGCCGUGGGAUUUGUCUGUUUUGAAACCUCAUCGCUCUGCCGCUGGUCUCCUCUACGAGGGCCUCUCCCUCUCUCCUGUUGAGCUGUGCCCUAUUAGCUCACAUUUAUGAGACGAAUUUUCUUUUUUCGCCUGGCGUGAGCACUGAUAAGAGUGUGUAAACAAUACUUUUCAUCCCCUCUCCUUCAGUGCAUGGUGGUCUCUCCCUCUCGCUCAGUGACAUACGUUGCUGUUCUGUCUGCGCGCGAGGUGAUUAGUGUAGCUCUCGACGAGAAGGAGCCCCGCAUCCUGGGAAAUGGCAAGACACGCAGCCAUAGCUCAUGCUGACAGAGGGGUUAGCGCAACUGUCGUGGACCGUUCUCUGACCGGACAGGCUGAGUUGGCCAACUUCAUAGGUGACAGCUGAGCCCUGCCUCAGGUGUGCAUAUGCUGAAAAUGAGUGCUGCAGGGGAGAAUGCCCUUGACCCAAACACCCCAGAGUCACGGAAGAGGAAGGGCUCUCCAUGUGAUACCUCUGGUCCCAGUGUGGAGAAGCGACGGCGGGAGCUGGAAUGCCGCUACAUUGACGAACUGGCUGAGUUACUGUCAGCCAACAUGAGCGACAUUGCCAGCUUGAAUGUGAAGCCGGACAAAUGCCACAUCUUAAAGAGCACCGUGGACCAGAUCCAGCAGAUCAAACGGCGCGAACAGGAAAAAGCAGCUCUGAUGUCUCCAGAUGAUGAAGUGCAAAAGAGUGACAUAUCGUCCAGCAGUCAGGGCAUGGUGGAGAAGGAAGCCCUUGGGCCACUUCUCUUGGAGGCCCUGGAUGGCUUCUUUUUCGUCGUGAACCGCGAGGGGCGCAUUGUGUUUGUGUCUGAGAAUGUCACCGGUUUUCUGGGUUAUACCCAGGAAGAGCUGAUGACCUCCAGCGUCUACAGCAUCCUUCAUGUGGGUGAUCACAACGAGUUUGUGCGCAACCUGCUGCCCAAAAGCCUUGUAAAUGGUGUGCCAUGGCCUCAGGAGCAAGGCCGAAGGAACAGCCACACGUUUAACUGCAGGUUGCUGAAAAGGCCUCCAGACGAGGUGGACGCAGAGAACCAGGAGGCCCGUCAACAGUAUGAGCUCAUGCAGUGCUUCACGGUCUCUCAGCCCAGAGCGGUGCAGGAGGAGGGCGAGGACCUGCAGAGCUGUUUAAUCUGUAUAGCAUGCCGAAUGCCCCGUCCACCUCAGAUCCCUGUCAGUACAGAGUCCUUCAUCACCAAGCAGGACCCUACAGGGAAAAUCAUCUCUAUUGAGACGAGUGCUCUGAGGGCCACAGGCCGACCAGGUUGGGAGGACCUGGUCAGGAAGUGCAUCUACGCAUUCUUCCAGCCUCAGGGCAAUGAGCCCUCCCAUGCCAAGAAGCUGCUUCAUGACGUGAUGACCCACGGCACGGCCAUCAGUCCUCUGUACCAUUUCACACUCAGUGACGGGACGUCCCUCAGUGCGCAGACACGCUGCAAAUUCUGCUGCCCCCCAAACCCAGAUGUACAGCCCUUCAUCAUGGGCAUUCACACUAUAGACAGGGAACACAACACUGCUAGCUCUCAGGAAAACACUACCCCCAGCCUUCCAUCUCCUGCUGCCCCACCUUCCCGCUCACCUGCCCUGCAGCCCUCCAGUGACCUCAGCCUCCAUCUCAACAACAGCAAUGGCACCUGUGCCACUCCUGGACCCCCCACACCCACUCCACCAGGCUACCUGACGCCCAGCCGCGUUGGGCCCUCCCAGCAGGUCAGCAGCCCCUCUCCACUUGGCAGCCCUCUCACAGCCACCCCUACCUCAUUCAUGUCGCCCCGACCUCCACGGGGCAGCCCGGGCUUGGCCAGCAGCCCACGUGUGCCCGGCCAUCCUUUUUCCCCCUCGGCGCCCGGCAUCCACUCGCCCGCUGGCGGACUGACCAGGCAGCAGUCUGGCAGCGACAGUGUCAGUUUCUCUCUCCCCUCUCCCUUACCCCCCAGACAGACUCCGACCCCCAGCAGCUCCCCGGUACGUCAGCCCCCGGCCAAACCGCCAGAAACAUCCGCUGAUGAGCCUAAGGCCUCUGCGGUGGGCAACCCCAAACUUAACCAGCUCUUGGAUGGUGCCACCGAACAUGACUCCCAACCCCGUCCCGUGCCCGUGGCACAGUGUCCGGCUUCUCACAGCAGUCUGACUGAGCGGCAUAAGAUUCUGCACCGCCUGCUCCAGGACAGCAGCCCUGCAGAUGCGGGUAAGGAGCCUGACAUCAAGAAAGAGCCUCCGACCAGUCCCAACGCGGCCUUGAUAGCACGGGGACAUGGGAAGGAGCCCCAGGACCACCAGCUGCUACGCUUCCUUUUGGAUACGGAUGAAAAGGACCUGGAGGACUUGCCACCUCCGGCCACCCUCAGCCUCCAUACGGUCAAGGUGAAGGCAGAGAAGAAAGGGAGCAGAGAGAAUGUGCCCUGCUCUGCUGCUGCUGCCACCACCACCACCGUGUCUACAGUCCCUUGCUCGCCUCAAUCCAGUGACAAGCCCAGUCCGCAGUUUCCCAGUACCGAUCUGGACACUUUGAACCAGCUCUUGCCCACUUUGAGAAACUCUGUGGGAGGUAAAGCAGUAGAGGAGCCAGUGCUUGUCCAGCCUAGUGAGGACAACCUUUCCAUCGGGUUGAAUGUAAAGAGAGAGUCACCAGGAACAUCAAGCCAAGCAUUCCCUGAUGGAUCAAACCUCUCAAAUCAAUCCUCUUUUGAGUUCUGUGAUCCCUCCACACCAAACCAGGGUCAGGUCCAGGUGCCGGAUCUUGGGCAGACAGACCCGUUUCAGCCACCCAAGGAGAGCAGCAGCCCCUUUGCCAAUCCAACCAGCCUCAACUCUUUCAACAACAACACAGGUCUUGCCAAACUGGAGCUUCCUGAGUCUCAGCAGUUCCAGCCUUUGUCCCUGGUUGAACCAAUGGCCUUCGAUAGCAGCUUGGGUAACCAGACACAGGCCCCUCUGUCCUCUCCUCAAGACAGGCAGUGUGUUCCGUGUCCGCUGGAUGAGAUGCUGUGUCCGCCCACCACUCCCGAGGGCUGUAACGAUGAGAAGGCCCUGCUGGAGCAGCUGGUCACUUUCUUGAGCCGCACUGACGAGAGUGAGUUGGCCGAGCUGGACAGAGCGUUGGGCAUCGACAAGAUUGUUCAAAGUGGAUGCCUUGAACCUGUCACCCAGAACUUUCCUCAGUCUCAACCUCCAAAACCUGUACCCAUGGACCCCAAGCUGCCCAGCUACCCCUCUCAGUUCCCCACCUCACCCUCACAGUUUCCUGCUGAGAUGGGCACAGCACAGGGCAUGAGUUUCGGGGCCCCACGGAUGGCGUUUCCAGGCAACGUGGGCAUGACGGUGCGGCCCGGCAUGAAUCGAGCUCCUGGUGUGCCCAACCAGCUGCGGCUACCUCCCAACCAGCUGAGACUCCAGCUCCAGCAACGUUUGCAAGGCCCGCAGCAGCUCCAGAACAGGCUUGCGGCCAUGGGCCAGUUCCCACAAGGGGGGCAUGUUGCCAUGGGGAUGCGUCAGGGCAUGCAGCAGCCUCAGAUGCCCUCUCAGCCUCCGCUCAACGCUCAGAUGAUGGCUCAGCGGCAACGGGAGCUUUAUAGUUUCCAGCACCGCCAGCGGCAGCUUCUGCAGCAGAAGGUCAUGCUGAUGAGGCAGGGGAUGAACACAGGACCUCUGGGGGCUCAGCGAGUUCCUAAGGGCCCCCAACAGCAACAGCCGCCACCACAGCAGCAGCAGUUUGGAUUUCCUCCAGGCUACAACGCUGUGCCUGGAAACACCCCUACCUCCCCGAGCCAUUUUAACCCCAUGGGAGGACCUCUGGACCCCAAGCUGCCUGCCAGGGGGGGCAUGGGAAACCAAGGCAUUAUGGGAAGCAUUCAAGGGCAGUUUGGGGGGCCUGUGAACACUCCUGUUCAGCAAGGGAUUUUCCAGCAAUUUGGGGGGUCUGGCAUGAUCCAGCAAGCAGAUCCAUCCUUCGCUCCUGAGCUUAGUCCGACCAGCCCCCUGCUUUCACCUCAGAACUCCACCUCCCAGAGUCCUCUGCUCCAGCAAGCGCAGCCUCCACCUGGUUAUCAGUCACCUGACAUAAAGACCUGGCAGCAAGGGGCCAUGGGCAACAACAGUAUGUAUAACCAGGCAGGCCAACCUGUCUCUCAGAGCUUUGGGCAGCAAGGCGUGUAUAACAACAUGAGCAUCACCGUGUCAAUGGCUGGAGGGUCAGGAGCGGUGAGCACUCUACCUCCUAUUGGACCAUCUGUCGGAAUGGGCAACAAUAACCUUGGCAACGUCACUUCAAUGUGUAAUGAUCAGGUACAGCAGGUUCAGGUGUUCGCUGAUGUCCAGUGCACGGUAAACCUGGUGGGCAGUGACUCCUACCUUAACCAGUCGGGGCCCAUCGGGUCCCAGAAGGGCCCAAGCGGGACCCCCACAGCCCAGUCUCAGCAGAAGAGCCUCCUCCAGCAGCUCCUGACCGAGUGAGCCGCCCACCGUCUGCCAGAGGGCUGUCUCCACAUGUAGAGAUUUUUAUUCUUCACCUUUGGUUUCUAUACAGUAUAUCUGCAGGGUCGGUGUCUGGGCCCAGGCUUGUGAGGUUUCAUAGCCGUUCAACAAAGUGCUCAUUCCUGGUCACCUUUUUAAACGUCUGUUUCCGGAAAGGAGAAAAGAUCACGUUCCAGAAUUUGCCAAGUCUGUAAAAAAAAAAAGAAAAAAAAAAGGACCUGCUGCUUCAGCCGGCUACACGUCCUGUCGGUCAGGCCAACGUUGCAGUGCUUCUUGGAGAGCAGCGCAGCAGCUAAGCUCGGAUUGGUCGGAUUGGAAACUGGGGCAGGCUGUGUUGCUAUGUUCAUGGUAUAUUGCUCAGUUUCAGCUGGAUCUGUGACUGAUAGGCUCUCCUCAGCAGUGCCUGAUGAUGGGAGGAAUUUCCCACCUCUUUUUAUUUGUUAGUCUGUUCUGUUUGUUGCCUUUUUUUUUUCUUUUUUUUUUUUCUUUUGUUCGUUUGUUUUUCUGUUGUCAUUUUCAGAACAAGCAUCGCCAGGAUGGGAGACUGCUCUGUAGUGCGUAUCUGUCUGCUGCAGGCUUUCCUGGCAACACUGUUUUGAAACAGCAGACGUUUUUUUUAACAAUGUCCUACACAUUUCCCCCCCUCAGCAGCUGUGAAUACGAGCCACUUAGGGUCAACUCAGCCUAUCAGUGUUGUUUGCGGUGACGUGUUGUGCAGGUUGGUAUUAUUGUACAGCACAAACGGACAAAGUUGGGACAAGCUCACACUUUGUAAUUUCCUUUAAAACCGAAACAUCAUCAAAUUACAGGCAACUCUUGUUUCGAACGCAUCAACUUAACACCAGUUCCUUUUUAACGGCUUUGAGAAUCUGUAAUGUCACUCUUUGUUAUUUCAAAAAGUAAUCAUCCGGGGGGGGGUCUCGCGCGCUCUCAUGUAUCGAGAUGAGAGAGACUUUAAUUUUUACAAUUGAUAUUGGUUAUCGAACACCCCAGUAAAUGUUACAAACCCUCUGUUGCAUUGCACGCCGGUGCGAAAAUGUAGAUUGUACAUUGAUUUUCAUUAUACAGUUGAGUGUUUCAAGGAUGCUCUUCAAAACCACAGGUGCUCUCUCCCGACUGGAGGAGAGAGGUGUUGUUUUGCGCAACGUCCGCACCGUCAGCUGCAUUCUCCAGCUCUUUGACUGCUCAUGAGACUACUGUUGCCCAGUCAGACACUGUUCAUCAGCAUUAUCCUUUGUUCAUUUACCUACUAGUCAUCCCCGAUCGAUUCGAACCUAAACAUUCGCUAGUUUACAUGAAACGUACAAAUGGAAAACCAAAUUCUUUUUAUAUUAAAUUGACACGCCCACAAAAAGACUCGCUGUGGGCGAAAUUGAUGUCUCACCAUGUGAGCAUGAGGUAUUUCACAAAUCGUGUGACAUAAUUGGAGCACAGCUCAAAAUCGUGUUGCAUGCGCGACCAUCUCUCCUCUCACGUAUUUUCGUUCUCCUUUAAUUAACAGUGUUCUUUUGUUCGUGACUCACUUCGUGGAGUUUAAGUGCCGUGUCUUUGUGUGUGUGCUCUGUAUACAAAGAAUGGCUCUUUUUCUCCAAUGCUACACCAGCUUAGAUUGUCCUUACCGGUAAAUUAAAAAAAAAAGUCAAAUUUCGUGAAGCAGAUUCUCAUUCGUCUAUGAAAUUCAGCCGGCAGUAUGUACUGUUGAGAUCGAGCCACUUUUUGCUAUAUAUAAAUGUACAUAGACAUUACAAAAAGCGAGAUGAAUUGACAAAUACAUAACAUUUACAGAAGGUCGGUCUGUGUUUUUUCACAUUUUUGGCUCAACGAAAAAACACAGAUGUCGUAAUUAAUAAUUUCUGCCCUCCUCUUUGGGGAACAGGCAUUCCUGUAUAGAUAAAAUGGUUUUUAUGCAGUGGAUAAGAUUCAUUUAAUGAACCCUACCUGUCAUCACUACCGUGUUUAUGCCAAAUAUACCAAACUAGCAAACAGCGCCUAUUAAUGAUGUUUUUAUUGUUUUGUUUUCUCGUUUAUAACGGCUCUCACAGUCAGUACACAACAUCAAGGUACAAUAGAACUAUUCAGAACCUGGAUUAUCAAAGUAUUGUGUAUAUAACAGAUAAAUGUGAAUAUGUAUCUGUUCAGAAUCAACAAA